AUGGAUAAAUUUCUCAAAAGAUCGCAGCCCUCCACGUCUGGUACAAGUGGCAGUGACGGAAGUGAAUCAAAACCGAAAAAAAACAGACAUUACUACGACAAUUAUUUGAAAUACGGAUUUACUGUCAUGAAUAAUAAACCUCAAUGUGUAAUUUGCGGCGAUGUAUUAUCACGUGAGAGUAUGAAACCAUCAAAACUUAUGCGUCACCUUUCAACCAAACAUCCCAAAGAAGCUGAUAAACCGCUGGAUUUCUUUGAAUGUAAGCUGAAAACCCUUAACCUGCAGCAAAAUACUAUGAUUCAGGUAUCCAGUGUCAACGAAAACGCAUUAUUAGCUAGUUACAGAGUUGCAUACCGAGUUGCUAAAGCAGGGAAGCCGCAUACAGAUGCCGAAAAUCUUAUUUUGCCAGCAGCCCUAGAUAUGGUUGAAAUUAUGUUAGGUAGGCAGGAGGCAAGCAAGCUAAAAAGCAUACCACUUUCUGACAAUACUAUUGAACGCAGAAUAAACGAUAUGGCCAGUGACAUUCGAGAACAAGUAGUCGAGAAAUUAAAGAAGAGCCCACAUUUUGCUUUGCAGUUUGACGAAUCUACUGAUGUUUCAGAUUGUGCACAGUUUGUAGUAUUUGUGCGCUUUGAAGCAGAUGAAAGUAUCACAGAAGACAUUUUAUUUUGCAAAGCACUUUCUUCAAACACCACAGGUCAGUGUUUGUACGACAUAUUUUUAGAAAGCACUCGCAACUACAAGAUUGAUUGGACAAAAUGUAUUGCCAUUUGUAGCGAUGGCGCUAAAGCUAUGACUGGACAAAAAAGCGGACUCGUUGCAAAAUUAAAAUCAAUAAUGCCUAAUGUCUCAUGGACACACUGCUUUCUUCAUCGACAUGCUCUGGUAGCCAAGGUUUUACCUUCUGAUUUAAAUGAAGUGCUUAAAGAGGUGAUCAAAAUUGUGAAUUCUAUUAAAGGUAAAGCCUUGCAAACCCGACUGUUCAGAAUCAUUUGUGAAGACAUGGGUUCGCUUCAUCAAAAUCUCCUUUAUCAUACAGAGGUCAGGUAGCUAUCCAAAGGAAAGGUAUUGACAAGAGUUUUAGAACUGAAAGCUGAAUUGUUAAUGUUUUUACAAGGUGCUAAAUCUGAAUAUGCGAAUUAUUUAUGUGACCCUGUUUGGCUCCUAAAAUUAGCAUUUCUUGCUGAUCUUUUUAGCCACCUGAAU
Molecule: messenger RNA, 1206 nt
Organism: Centruroides sculpturatus (bark scorpion)
Lineage: Eukaryota; Metazoa; Arthropoda; Arachnida; Scorpiones; Buthidae
Product: protein FAM200B-like
Exons: 2
Molecular function (GO): DNA binding
Source: RefSeq, a predicted model, not a curated record